AUUGGAUUAUAGGAAUUAAAACGCAUAUUCCUGAUUGAUGUAACGCAUCCGUUCUUUUGCAGCUUUUGAUUUCCCAUUUUUUAUUUUGCCGCUUACAUUACGAUCUUCGAUUGUUUUUUUCUUGGGUCGAACAAUUCAUUACUGUAUUUAUUUAGCUUUCGACGCAAGAAAUUAAGAACAAUUUUUUUGUGUGUUUCUAUCGAAAUUAGUUUAACACGAUGGAUGAAAGAAUACCAAAAUCAGAUGAAAUUGAAGAGUGGGUGAAAGAGCUCUGGCCCGAUGGCCCAGCUGAUAUUGGCAUGUGGCAGCAUCCAGAACGCACUUCAGCUGAGAGACCAAAUACUUGUCAACUGUCUGCGGAUUCUCAUGCUUAUCCGAGAAAUCCAAGUCAACAUCAGCUAAUGCAGCAUACAUCAACUGGAUUCAAUUCAACUCCCCUCAUGGCAAAACGGGAGCAGGAGUCUUUGCAGAAGCUCUUGGAACCAAAAAAUGGCAUGGUUAUUGAACGUGCACAUCCAAGAUUGCAGAUGCCUUCUCUUCACCAGCCUCAGAAUCUUACGUUGGCAGAUCAACUUAAGCCGCGCAACCAGACGCCUCUUGGCCCUUUACAAGCAUCAGAAUCAACUUCUCAAGUCGACAUGACAAAUUCCAUUGAAUGGGUUAAUUCAGCAUACCACAAGAUUAUGCAGAUUAAGGAGAUGUAUCUAUCUCAAUUUCUCAUGCUACACCACAAAAUGCAAGAACUGAAACGUCAGGCAACCGAUGCUGAGAUGGCGAACAAAUGGGAAAAGAACAGACGCUGUAUAGAAGGGACAAUCAGAUUCCUUAACAUUUCAAAAUCAGAUCUCUUACACAUGAAAAGGGAUAAUGUAUGUCAGAUGGUGGGCGAGGCAGUGAGAUACGCUUCUCAGUUUCAGUUGAGGAAUCCUCUAUACUCGAAGCAGACUCACCAAGUUGAGGCAUCCGGCAAUCACAUAGAAGCACCUCAGAUUCAGCAAAGAGAAAGCCAUCUUCAUUUCAAUAGUUUACACCAGCCUCUGAUAAGGCCAGGAGGGGCUCUGAGCUUGACCCAGAGCUCGAUGAACUCGUUCAACGUAAGCUCAUCAGCAGGCGUACACAAGGUAGAUGCUUCAUCAUCUGUGAACUCCUAUCAGUAUAAUAUGAUGAGACAUACGCAGCCGUGGGCCCCACAGGGAAGCGUGGCUCCAUCACCUCGGAAGGGAGCCUCUCAAGUAGGCUUCGAUCCGAGGGCUCUUAGAAUGCUGCUCCAUCCGUCGAGUGGAGUUUCUCAAUACAAUAAUUUGGGUGCUUCACAGCAGACUGUCACCUCAUCAAGGAAUAUUUUUAACUCAUUGGACUACUCCAUGAGUCCUAUGGCUCAGGCGCCUCUCACGAUGCCUCCUCUGCAGAAUAACCAGCAGGAUCAAGCUAUGAAGAGGCAGAAAAUGAAGCAGCCUGUGCAGCAGUUUAUGAAUGAGAAAAAUAAGCAGCAGAUACUACAGAAAAGAAACGAAGAUACAAAAUUGAGACGUUUUGUAGGAAUCAACCAAAAAUGGUCUCCUGUACUACCACCAAGUUCCUCUCCCUAUGCAAUGUCUCCUCAAAAUUCACAGCAAUCUUCCCCACAGUUUGAGCUCAAGGAAUUAUCUUCGAAGUUUUCCAAAUCAGCUACACCAUCAUUAUCAUCUGCCUCUCCAUCUGCUCUUCCUUCUCCCCUGACUCCAUUGACCCCCUUGACUCCAUCUUCUGUGCCAGCAGAUUGUGUGAAGAGUCCAUUGCUCGAAGAAGGUAGCAAAUUAGCCAAGAAUCCUGUUGCAGCGUCUCAAACCCCUUUGCAAGACACAAACCGCAACCAACUUGCCACGGACACUCAAAGAUCAAUGAAGUCUUGCUUGCAUAGGGAAUCUGCUUCUUCUGGUGACAAGCAGUCAUCAAAGGAUAAAGGAGAUCCACUGAAGCGCUUGAUCGAAGUGGUGAAGUCGGUAUCAUCCAAAGCGCUGAAUGCCACUAUAAGGGAUAUCAAUGUUGUCACCAGUUUAACUGAUAGAGUAGCUGGAAACUUCCUUCGAGGUAAACCAACAAAAGUCAUUUUCUAUAACUUGGCUGAUGACAUAGUUAGCUGCUGUGACGAAGGUACUUCUGCCCUGGAACAUAGCACUGGCAUGAAGUCGAGGAUGAAGCGUGAAUUAGACACCCCGGCUUUGGAUGAUUUUGCCGCAGACACAGAACUUUAUGCAAGCGGUAGCAUAAAGAGACUGAAAACUGAGACUAACAAUCUGCUAUUGGAAGAGAUCAAAGAGAUAAACAAGAAUCUCAUAGAAGUGGUGGUGGAUGUCAUGACUCUGGAGGGUGUUUCUAGGCCAGAAUCAGACGAAGGUACACUCGUCAGAUGCUCGUAUAUACCGGUUGCAUUGUCGGGGAAUAUCAAGAUCACAAACACCUCAAAAUUUAUGUUUCCUAACCUGCUUCUUGACUUGCUUGUUUCUGCCGAUUAUCCAAAUUCGUCUCCUACUGUACUGGAGAAGGUGCCUUCUGGUUUCUGUGAUGCUGAAGAAGGAAGAUAUAUGUGGAUGAAGGCGAAGUCGAAUUUCAUUUUAUCACUGAGAAAGCUCUCUCAGCCCAUGUCAGUUAAAGACAUGGCUGAAGCCUGGGAUGUCUGUGCUCGCGAAGUAUUUCAUGAGCUCGCGGACAAUGCGGGAGGAGGUAGCUUCAGCUCGACGUACGGCAAGUGGGAAAGCUGUGCCGUUGCUGUCUAGCUAUACCUAUAUGUCCCUGACCUUUGUGAAUAACACGAGUUUUCCACUCUCAUUAAAAAAUAAUGUAGAGUUUUGAAAUUGAAAAAGAUAUUCAGUAGUAGUUUGUGCAGACUCUCAUUUCUAUCAUGCUUAUGUUACGCCACUAGAGCACGAAAUGCAGCACAGAUGUUGAGGAACGGGAAUGGUGGGCCGCUUAGCUGUUGCAGGUCCACGACGUAGAACUCUCCACUUGCUCUAUACAGCUGGGGAGAUUAUCAGAGUUUUUAUCAGUAAGAAGAUAUGAAGUGUUAUGUGUUGUAAGAAGAGAUGAUGAUGAUGAUGAUGUCACCUGAGUUUCGAAUUUGAUGGCUGCGUCGCGAGAGGCAGGGACCGAGUAGUGUGAGAGCGGAGGCGACCACAAGCACUUGAUGUUGUAGUGGCCUAUUUUCUUCCAUCUCACAUUCAAGCUGUGGAGAGCCUCGAGAACGUCCGACAUUGUCUUUCGUGGGGACGCCUGAGACUGUGGUGAGCAAUGAGACCACUCUGUCUUGCUGAGUUCUAAGCUCAAGUUGUUGAAUUCAUGAGGGGGAGAUGUUUACCUUGAAACCAAGUGCCCACUUAUCUUGGACAGGGGAAGCUGCUUGAGUGUGGGAUUCCUGCAUCCAACACAACAUGUUUUCUUACACUAUUUUCACUUGUUUUUACAUGGGAUUGAGCAUUUGAAGGAUAAGAUGGCGUAAUAAGUCGAAUGGUAAAUUAGUUUGGAUUAUUUUUAUGUA
Messenger RNA from Salvia miltiorrhiza (redroot sage), 3514 nucleotides. RefSeq names its product mediator of RNA polymerase II transcription subunit 15a-like. The record is from RefSeq and is a predicted model, not a curated record. NCBI's taxonomy places the organism in Eukaryota, Viridiplantae, Streptophyta, Magnoliopsida, Lamiales, Lamiaceae. Gene Ontology annotation, molecular function: chromatin DNA binding; transcription coactivator activity. The transcript is spliced from 11 exons. The coding region runs from base 219 to 2756 and encodes 845 amino acids.